AUGGCUCUGUCGAUCAGGGACCUCGACAAUGACACUCGUGGAUGGAUUAUGUGUAUUGUCAGCGGCAUUGCCUGCGUUGUCGGUGCUUCCGUUGUCUGUGUUGACAUAAUCGUCCGAUUGUUCCCUGGGAAGCGAAACUUCCGCAUCCAGGACAGCAAUGGCUUCCUCGCCUGCUCUCUAAGCCUAAGCUUUGGCGUCAUGCUCUUCUCGGCGCUGUAUAGUAUGCUGCCUGAGUCUAAGGGAUACCUAAAAAGCGCCGGCUGGUCCGACCAAGAGGCUGGACUCCUUAUGAUGUCCUGCUUUAUUGGGGGGUUUCUUGGUAUCCAGUCAGUUUCGCGGUUUCUGCACCAACAUAUGCCUACUCAUGUGGUCGACUGCGACCAUACCCACGACGAGACGACCAAGGAUGCUCACUCCGGUCAUAGCCAUGACCGUAGACAGUCCCGAGCAAGCCGUGCCCGGCGUCGAAUGUCCAACCGUGCUUCCUCACGCCCCAAGAUGGACCAGUCGAUAUCGAGCCUCGAAAACGGCAACGGCCAUGCGAUUGUUUCGGAAACCACCCCUUUACUUGACUCGGAACGCAACCGUCGACCUAACUCGCUGAAGAGAAAUGCAUCGACCCGCAGCGACAGGAUGGCGCAGCAAUCUAUCAGUACUGCUGUGGUUAGCCGCAGCCGAGCGACAACGGGCAACUCGGAAGCUGCUGAACGACGAUCGUCCAUGUUCCAGGUACAGAAGCGCGUCUUGUCUUUCGUCCAAGACACGAAAUGCAACUGCGACGAGUCUGGCUCCUGUUACGGAUAUACAGACCCAUGCGGCCAAGAAUGUUUUAAACACUUGGCUAAUCGAUCUGCAAAUCCAUCUCGGCACCAAACAGUUCUUCGAACCACUACUGGGGCGGUUCUACCUGCCGCCGCGCAUAGCAAUCGCGGUCACGAUCAUGACCACGACCACGACCAUAGCCAUGCUCACGGCGAUGAUACUCAAGAUCAUGACCAUGAACACCACCACAGCCACACAUCUGAGCCUCUUGUUAGUCCGACCUUUCGCACUAGUCGAGCCGCUUCCCGCGAGCCCUUGGAUCCUAUGUGUGAAGAGGAAGAGGAAGAGACAGAGCAUGAGGAGCAUGAUGCCUCAUGCUCGUCUAUGGAGGAGGGAGAUGAUAUCGAGGCACAGCACCAUCACCAUGUUCCCACCAACGCCUUCCUUUCCAUCGGCCUCCAAACCUCCAUCGCCAUCGCCCUCCAUAAAUUCCCCGAGGGUUUCAUUACCUAUGCCACCAACCAUGCAAAUCCAACACUCGGUUUCAAUGUCUUCAUGGCCUUGUUUGUCCACAAUAUUACGGAAGGAUUCGCCAUGUGCCUCCCGCUCUAUAUGGCUCUCGGCUCUCGCUGGCGCGCUAUAGCCUGGUCGGCCGUUCUUGGCGGUCUAUCCCAGCCUUUCGGUGCCGGCAUCGCCGCCCUGUGGUUCAAACUUGCCAGUCGCAGGCACCUGGAACCGAAUGCUGUCGCGUAUGCGUGUCUGUUUGCCAUCACAUCCGGUAUUAUGGUCAGCGUAGCCCUUCAGCUCUUCGUUGAGGGCCUGAGCCUAAACCAUAACCGUAAUCUGUGCAUCUUCUUUGGAUUCCUCGGAAUGGCGCUGCUGGGGCUGAGCAACGCCCUGGUCGGGUCGCAUUGA
Molecule: messenger RNA, 1677 nt
Organism: Ilyonectria robusta
Lineage: Eukaryota; Fungi; Ascomycota; Sordariomycetes; Hypocreales; Nectriaceae
Product: Zinc/iron permease
Exons: 3
Coding region: 1-1677 (558 amino acids)
Biological process (GO): zinc ion transmembrane transport
Cellular component (GO): membrane
Molecular function (GO): zinc ion transmembrane transporter activity
Source: RefSeq, a predicted model, not a curated record